AUAUAUAACUGUACACUGUACAGAUAAAUCAUUGUUUAGAUGAGCAGGGAGAUGGCGACCAGGUUAGUGAAUUUCAUUCUGAUCAUAUGUGUUUUCGAUUGUUUUAGUUGUCUGGACGGAAAACAGCCGGACCCCAGAAAUCACACCCAAGAAUGGCAAGACCUUAUCUCCUUCGUUUACCAGAAAAUUGAAGGCAUGGAACGUUUGCUGUCUGAAAAGGAUGUUAUCAUCGGUAAAUUAGUUAAGCGAGUAUCAGACUUGGAGACAAUUGUGAUGCUAAACCCUAUCUCGGAGAAUCCCGAAACACGACACCGUGCGAUGUCAAAUACGGACAUGCCUGUAUCUAAUAACGAUUUUGCGCGUCAAAUUCGACCUUCCAUCAAUAAUACCACCAUCCAGCGCGAAAGCGUCAGAUCUCGAUCGACCCGAAAUAAACCACACGAAAACCAACUUCACAAGAAGACUACACCCUUCUCCCGAUUUAGAAUGGCGAAGACGGUUGACUCAAAACGUCGCACUUUUGAAGCCUCCUCGACAAAUAGUUACUACAUUCCUCCCACCUCUCAGCAUUUCACUGGAAAAGACCAACCCACAUAUCAAGCGGACAAGAACGAAGAUAGUGUGAACCUGCCGAAAGCCCAGUUUCCCCAAAGUCGUGUUGCCCCGUCGUCUCCUCGGCGCGCUGUGGCGUUCCACGCGGAAUUUUCCAAGAACAAAGUGUUUUCUGAUAAUGAAAUAAUAGCCUACGACCAGGAGAAACUAGACCAAGGGGGUGGAUACAACCCGGGGGUGGGGCUCUACAUCGUCCCAGAAUCAGGAACAUACGUCAUCACCUGGACAGCAGUUUGUUAUGCACAUAGCGCUUUCCAGACUGUCCUCGUGGUGAAUGGAGCUAUACGAGGAUUAUCGUGGACAGAUGCAGAAGAGAUUAACGAUGACCAUCAAACUACAGCUAUCGUCGUCCUUACGCUGAACCAGGGAGAUCGUGUCUUCGUCCGCAUGGGACGAACUUACGGACGCGGUGUAAUUGUAAGUGAUAGCACCGCUGCAUGGUCUACUUUCUCCGGCUGGAAAAUUGACUGAGAACAAAAACUCACAGGCCAGACUUUCUGUAUUAUUACACCUAACGGUUAAUAAAUUUAUA
Mizuhopecten yessoensis (Yesso scallop) is the source of this 1144-nucleotide messenger RNA. RefSeq lists its product as uncharacterized. NCBI's taxonomy places the organism in Eukaryota, Metazoa, Mollusca, Bivalvia, Pectinida, Pectinidae. The transcript is spliced from 2 exons. The record is from RefSeq and is a predicted model, not a curated record. Gene Ontology annotation, molecular function: protein binding. Bases 40 to 1083 code for a protein of 347 amino acids.